AUGAGUGGGAGACCACAGGGCCGUGUUAGGCAGUCACGCAGAGACCGUCCUCAGCGUAACAGAAACCGCGAUAAUUCAUCUGAUUCCGUUAGCAGCGUACGAAGCGAAAGAGAAACUCCAAGAGACCGCAAUGGGCGUACAGCGACACGCCGUAGACCCGAAAGACGGGACGAAAGGCCUCGAAAGCUGGACGAUAAACCUCGUGAGCUGCUGGACCGGGACUCUGGCCGUGCUGGAAGUGGAGAGAAACGAGAAGAUAAGCACAGGCGGCUGGAAAAACCCGCGCAGCGAGAGCGAAAUGAUCCGAGAGAUAGGGACUCCCGAGAGCUAAACCGAGACAGUCACGGUGUUGCUAAAGCUGCAAAUAGUCUAGAUCGCCAUGGCAACAUACCUGAUGAGUCACGUCUGUCCAAUAUGAUCAAAAGAAUUAGUAGGGAGACAGACCGUGAACGCAGAUUGGCAGCUGCCCGUCAACUAGAAGAGUUCUUCAACAACUCUGAGAACUACCAGGUUAUUAUGAAGAAUGGAGAGAGUGUACUUAUUGACCUGGAAGACAUUUUGUAUGAGCGUGGACUGUUGGACAUCAAAGAACCACUCAUCCAGUGUUUUGGAGUUUUUGGAGGACUGCUUGGAUAUGAUUCAAGAAGAUAUCUCCAAUGGAUAUUCAACAAACUGGACUCGUCUGCCUCUGAGGAGAUAAAGGUUAUUUUGCUUGGUGCUCUUACAAAGACCAUCCAGAUUGAAGGUGGCCAAGGAGAGAGUGGCCAGCACUACUUUAGAGAAUUUGUUGUUAACAUCAUGAGUUCUCUACAAAAUUUUCUGGAAAACGUGGACUGUCCAGAACUAUUGUGUGCAGUCCUGGCGGUUAUCAUGCCCAUUGCUAAGGACUUCCCCCAAGCAUUUGCUGGCCAUUUCAGGGACACUGUUGAUAUUCUGGUUGGCUGGCACAUUGAUACCUCACAGCAAGACUCCCUAACUCAAUAUACCUCUGAUUGUCUUGUUCAACUUCAUCCUUAUUGGGCACUAGAUAUUGCCUUCUCUCUUACUUUGCUUGGGCAAUUCCUAGAAGACAUGGAAGCAUAUGCAGAGGAGCUGAGGCUGGUGCCUCAUAACAAGACAAGUCCAAGGCAGGGAUUACCAUCGCCCUACACUUCACUGCCCAAGCUCACUGCCCUUGUGCGAGUGUUCACUACUGUAGUAGACGGUAUUGGAAUCUAUUUUUCACCAUCAAAAAGCCCUUCCAUCACCCCUCAAUAUCUGGCAGAUAUAAUCCAGAGAGUGGUGCAUUGCAUCAACAUGUCUGCAUAUGGCUUCUAUUAUGAAAAGUUAUUUGUUGCAGCCAAUAAGUGCCUUGCUUCAAUGUGCAACUGGCUUCAGAUGCACUAUGCAUGCUGUAGCGAUUUGACAGCUUCAUUCGUCAUUCAGCAAUUGACCAACUGUCCAAAUGUCUCCUACGGUCACAUCCUGUCUAUACUCCUACUCCUAGAUAAGAUAAUCAACAAAGUAGGUACCUCUAUGACUGAGACCUUCAUAAAGCAGAUAUUGGAUCCAAAUUCUGCCAUCAUGAAGCUUAGACUUUGUGCAGAUGAAGCUAUUUUGAGUGAUGUCAUGAAAGUUUAUCAAGGUUUCCUUAGUAUCCAUGAUGUUCUGUUGAUGGAAACAGCUUACAAAAUUGUGGUGCCCGAGAUGAUUGACACAUUUUCCAAGAUCAAGAAAAGCUCUGAGUCCUACACGGCACAAGAAGCAGAUACUCUCGCAGUUGGCUCUGAUGCAACUACAGCAACACCAGAUGAGCCAGAAGCUAAGCCACCGUUGCAUGUCAUCAGAGACAGCAUCCACCAUACUGCAACCAUCCUUAUCUUUGACCUGUGUGCACUGGCUGAGAUUGCCACCUCUAAGUCUGCCAUUCUUGGGCUUUGGAAAUUGUCACCUACACUAUUUGAGCUGCUGACAGAGCAACUGAGUGCCUGUGAGUGGCAAGUGGCUGCCUGCUUCCCAGCAAUACAGUACACCAUCCUACAUGCCCUGUAUACUCAUUCUCAAAGAAAUGGCCAUUUCCUUAGUGUUGUUGGUGACUUAAGUGAAGAGACCAGUGAAUCCUCCAAGACCAUUCUCACUUUGCUGGCCAAGGUGCUUGGGAACUCAAGCUCCUCUGUUGAUGCCAGACAACUUUGCCUUGUAUGGCUAGCUGAUAUGCUUGACACAGCUUCCAAAACAAGUGGAGUGGUGCUACAGAAGCUACAGAUGGACUUCAAUUUUAACACCCUGACAAAAAGCAUGCUACCCCUUACUUUCCAUCCAUCUGUGCCACUCUCUGUAGAAGUUUGUCAUUGUCUGAAGAUGAUGAUUGAACUCAGGCUCAUGUCUAGAAACUGUAUUAAAAGGUGUCUUCAAGACAGUGUUGUGAGGUUGAUGGAUGUCUGUGAAGAAGUAAGAGAGACUUACCUGUCUCUUAUCAAGAUAAUACCAACAGAUAUACUAACAAGUUUUGCCUCCAGAAACCUCCUCCAAGACAGGGUGCUGGUCCAGAAGGCAAAUGGCUUUGGAGAAUUCAAGAAGCUGACGACAAGCUGUGAAGACAUUUGGUGGACACGCAAGAGCCAUGUUAUAAAGCCCCCUUCAGGGACUUUCCAUUCAUAUAACUUCCAAGUGAUCAUGGCUUUCAUACAACUUGGGGUACUGCCAAGGAAGGACAUACAAAAGGAUUGGCUUGUCAAGCUUUUUCAUUCAUGCAACCGAAACCACAAGUACUCAGACAGUGAGCUAUCCCAUUUUAACCGCUGUGAGUCAGUAUUGUGGUUCUGGGCUACCUGGGAAGCAGCACAAUUUUGUAUUCUUUCACGGCUCCGUACACCUCUUGGAAGAGCUCAGGAGACCUUCCAGGCAAUUGAAGGCACCCUACACCAGUACGCAAGAGAAGCCAGGGCAGCAGACCUAGAUGAGCAAUUCAAACCUCAGCCCGGUGAUGAUAACAGUCAAGGAGAAGAAGAAACAGAGUCUAAAGGUCAAGGUCCCAAGCCCUUCUCCAGCCAGUUGCGAGCUUGCCUUCUGCUGCAGUUUGUAGAAGCCCUAGAGAAGCUAAUGUACAAUGCUCAUGAUGGUUGUACUGUUGGACUCCCUUCUCCUCCUAAGUCCGUUAGAGUGUUCUUCAGGACAAACAGAAACACGUGCCUGGAAUGGCUGACCAGGAUCCGACAGCCUGCGAUGGAGGUGGCCAUUAGGUGUGGUCUGCCCGCGGUGGCCGUCUGGCAUGGGAUGCAAGUCAUACAAGACAUGAAGACGUCUGGAAAAGCAAAGGGCCCCGAGUUUGAGAACACCAUUCUACUGCUGUCCAAAGCACUCUGCGAGGUGAAGAGUCCCCAGGCGCUGACUGGCAUUCAGUCUUUGUGUGCUAAUGUAGCCGACCACAAACUGCCAUGGCUGGAUGGAACCGUUCUCAAGGCCAAAGGAUGGUACGAGCAAGCCGCGGGUGAGUACAAGGCUGCUAUAGAGAACGCUCUACCAAACCACGACACUGAGGCUCCAUCAGAAGAUGGGACCUCCAGGAAUAACAACUCUACCUGCUCUCGCAUGGCCACUGAGUUUGCAGUCAAUGAGGUUGUAGACUGCUAUAGCAAGCUGGCUGACUGGGAUGAAGUGGAAAGAUGGCAGAAGUAUAUCAGUAAUUCCAGGAAGUGUGUCCAAGAUGGUACCAUCAAACAAGCACUUAGACUACAUGCCGACCUCAACUACAUAAGGGCACUCAGUAAGUUUGAAGACAAAGACUUCCCUGCAGUCCAGAACCACCUUCAACUCAUCCCCUCGACCUGUCUGAACUCGUUCACCGACAGCCUGAAAAAGUCUGCUUGGACCUUGGUGCCGCAGGAGACCGAGAUGGCAUUCCGCCCCUUGUGGGACAUGAACAAGACAGUGGAGGCUGCCGAGCUGUGCCUCGUUCAGGCAGGCGUCAUGUUCUCCGUCGCUACUGGCAAAGACCAGGACAGCUUCAAGGAUGCCAAGAUAUUGCAAGCAGUGAAGGAGUGCAUACACCAGGGAGCAUUGUUGGCCCAGGGAGCAGUACGAGUCGGAAGUCUAGACUGGCCUCCUCUUGUCUCUCCUCCACACAUCCUACAACUGCAGUGUACGGCAGCGGCGGAUGAGGCCAUCCAAGCACUUACGCAGGGAGAUCCCUUCCCGUCCUUGCUCCAUGGGGACGGCACAUUCACGGCAGACCCAACAAGACAUGACUGUGCUACUCUAAACCAAGCCUUACGCUUUGCCUCACAUCUUGCACACCUAAGCUCAGCUCAUGGGAAAGCAAAAGUCUCAGCGAAUGAGGAACUUUCUAUUCUAGAGCUCCAGACAGCAAAGCUUGCGAGAAAGCACGAGAAUUACGGGCUAGCUCAAAGGCUGUUACUGAAGCAGCUUCACAAACUAGGAAUCGUUGUGCAGCCUGACGUUGAGCUUAACGGGCAGAACAAUCUACUUGGAUCACUUGUACGUGGUCUAACUAGCGUGUCCGCAGCAAAGACCGCAUCAAGACAGCAUCUUCUUAUGGUGCAACGUGAAAGCGCUAAGUUGGCCUAUGCGAUAGGGCACUUCCAUGACGCUAUAGGUAUUCUAUCAGGGAGCGUCUUAGAGUUUACUGAGGUCCGUGAGACUGAUACAGCAGUGUCAGAAUUGAACUCAAGAUCUCUAGUCACGCUUUCCAAGUGGUUGCUAUCUGACAGAAAGCUUCUAACUUCCGCUACUAAGACCACUAGUAAUGUUACCCCGUUAGUUGCGAAGAUCAGCUCUCUGUGUGACACAGAAGAGGAGUUUCUCGGGUAUGGACAGAGCACCCUGAUCAAGGCAGCAGAAGAGACUGGGCUCGGCGAGACCAUCGUCCAUGGAGAGCUUGUGUGGAAUGCAGGAGUUACUAGUGUUGGCGAAGGAGUGGAUGAUAUGGAAUCAGUAUGUGGAAAGUUACUUCAUCUUGGCUCCAUGCAGGCGCCAACUCUGGAUAAAGCUUGGUUCAACCUGGCUGCCUGGUGCUAUCGAUGGGGCAGAAAGACGGUGGAGCAGGCCAGCACCAUGGGGAAUGUAGAGCUUCUACUGGAAGAGCGUGACAGGGCAAUGCAGAAUAUACCCAAGGAUGCUACUGAUGAGCAAGUUGAGGCAGUCAUGCUGGAACUCGGUCAGGCGCACUCUACGGCUAGUUUAGCUCACGAAGAAGACAUCGGGGAUGAUGAUCAGUUCUAUAACAAUGGCAUGGAUGCGACCAGGAAGCAGUUGUUGCAAGUGUGUCCGUCCUUGCUGGACGCGAACCCUAACUGCCUGGACGUGCUUCUCUCUGUCUGGAAAGGCGUACGUGACCGACUGUUCAAGCACUACCACUACGCGGCUAAGGCAUACUUCAUGUAUCUAAAAAUAGGAAGCCAGACUACCACAAAUGGUUGCCCUAGUGAUGUACCGCAGAAAAUAAACAAAAGCAGCGAUGACGGCAAUGUGACAGCCACACUAAGGCUGCUGCGUCUCCUGGUGAAGCAUGCUGGAGAACUAAGGACCGUCCUAGAGGAAGGCCUAGCACACACCCCAACCCGGCCAUGGAAAGACAUCAUUCCACAGCUGUUCUCUCGCCUGAACCAUCCUGAGACGUACGUCCGCCAGAGCGUGUCUGACUUGCUGUGCCGUAUUGCCAUGGACGCACCUCACCUCAUUGUCUACCCUGCGGUGGUUGGCUCAGCCACGUCUAUGCCGCAGUUCCUUAACAAGAAGAUCAAAACAGAAGGCAUCUUGCCCCUGCUGGUCAAAGACGAUGAUGAGAGGCCAUCUAGCCAGCCUGACAUUCCCCUAGCGGAUACUACUGACAAGCCUGAGGCUGACAACUCCAUGGGGGCUUGCUACAGGACGAUUGUCAGCUCCCUGCAGUCAUUGAACCCCAAGCUUGUGACAGAACUACAAGGCUUUAUACAGGAACUACGGCGUAUAACUCUGCUGUGGGAAGAGUUGUGGCUUGGAUCGCUGAUCCAGACACAUCAGGAUGUAGUGCGGCGACAACAGCAGCUAGAUGAGGAGAUCAAGCGAGUGAACAGCAACGUGAACCUCACGGAUGGUCAGAGAGCCGCACUUAUCAGGGAGAAGCAUGUGGCUAUCAUGAGGCCCAUCGUGUUUGCCUUGGAACAGCUCCAAAAGAUUACCAAUCAGCAAGCCUGCACUCCUCACGAGCAGUGGUUCCACCGUGCCUAUAGUGCACUGAUCGAGAAGGCUUUAGCAUCCCUCACCAACCCUGCCAACCCUUCAGAUGCCCGGUCUAGCUGGGACCCCUUCAAACAACUGUUGCAAACGCUUCAAGGGAGAUCUAUGAAGAAGUCCGCAUACAGCCUUGUAAUGGAGGACAUUAGCCCGACACUGGCGAAGAUGAAGUCUACUGCCAUUUACAUGCCAGGGCAGUCGCACUUUGAGGGAGAGAUUGUUUCCAUCAGUGCGGUGGUAAAUGAAGUCAACAUCCUGCCCACUAAAACCAAACCCAAGAAGCUAGUCUUUGUCGGAUCUGAUGGGCAAAGACACACAUAUCUGUUCAAAGGGCUGGAGGAUCUCCAUCUGGAUGAGCGCAUAAUGCAGUUCCUUUCCAUCUGCAAUAACAUGUUCACCAGAGCAGACAGCCAUCGCUGCCCCCUGUUCUGUGCAAGACACUACUCUGUGACUCCGCUGGGACCGAGGUCUGGGCUGAUCCAGUGGGUGGAUGGGGCCGUGCCUGUCUUUGCGCUCUACAAACGAUGGCAGCAGAGAGAGGCUGCCACUAAUGCUUUGUUGAAAUCCGCACAGGGGUCGAAUCAACCACCUCCACCUCCCAUGAAGCCCAGUGAGCUCUUCUAUAGCAAGAUGACGCCAGCACUGAAGGAAAAGGGAAUAGUUGAUCCUAAAGAGUCUGGGCGUAAAGAGUGGCCCAUUGCUGUGAUGAGACAAGUGUUGGAAGAGCUGAUUGCAGAGACACCGUCAGACUUACUCUCAAGAGAGCUGUGGUGCUCAAGUACUGGUGCGCUUGAGUGGUGGCACAUGACGAAGACGUACGCACGCUCCACCGCUGUCAUGUCCAUGAUCGGGUACAUUAUCGGCCUGGGCGACAGGCACUUGGAUAACAUGCUGAUCGACUUUACCACCGGCGAAGUUGUGCACAUUGACUACAACGUGUGCUUCGAGAAGGGUCGAGGGCUGCGCGUGCCUGAGAAGGUGCCGUUUAGAAUGACUCCAAACCUUGAGAUGGCUCUUGGAGUGACAGGGGUCGAGGGCAUGUUCCGCCUGUCUUGUGAGCAAGUCCUGAAAAUCCUCAAACAAGGCCGCGAGACUCUUCUAACCUUGCUGGAAGCCUUUGUGUACGAUCCCCUGGUAGACUGGACCACCGCUAAUGACAGUGCAUUUGCAUCCGCAUUCUAUGGGGGCGGGGCCCCGAGCAUGACUGACAGUAAGGAGAACAAAAAGGAGAUGGAGAGAGGAGUUACCCAGAGUUUGUUCUCAUCCAGGGUUGCAGAGAUGAAAGUCAGCUGGACUGUCAACAGGGACGACAUGUUGAAUGGUCUGCACAACUUGUUGGAGCAUCUAGAAGUGUACACAGGGGCAGUCCGACACCUGAAGUCCAUGGACCUCACCUUAGAACAACUAAAGGCUCAACAGGAGAUGCUGCAACACGCUGUCAGCAACACCAACCAUCCACUACACUCCCUUCAGGCCAAGUUUGAUGAGCAAAUCAAGCGACAAGCCGAUCAUGACAAAGUUCUUAGGUCCAUCAAAGAAAAGCUUAAUGAAUGCAGGAAUUGGCAAAUGGAGCACAAGGUUUCUUUUGAAAUGAUUCGCUCCUCAAAGUUGUCAAUAUUGGUGACAGAAAUCCUCAAGCCUCUGGAUGUUGGAGUUCCGUGCUUCUCCCCUGCCAUCAAGUUUCUCAAGGGAGCAGGCCAAGGCAAUAUCAUUUCGCAGUGUGAGCAGCUAGAGACAGAGCUAUCGGGGCUACUGCAGCAGAGACGUGUCCUCCUGAGGAACUGCCUGGAUCUCAUCCACACCUAUGCCACCGUCACUUCACAAUUCCCAGCGGACCACCUACAGCAUAACCGCACGUUUGAGUGGAUGCGUUGGCUGAACCAGCUGGUGGAGAACUCGUCAACAAAGACGUGUAGCUUGGUCCUGGUCCAAGCUGAAGAGACCCGCAGCAGACCCGCCAAGUCCGACGACCCCUUGCCGCUGUCUUCCGUCACCGCCUUGAUGUCCAUGGAGGUGAAGCUGCAGAGUAAUCUCACGGAACAGAAUGGAAAACUCAUCAAGUUUUGUGAGCGCCGUAAGCAGGAAAGUGUUGAAACUGGUUUCCUGAGCAAAGCAGUUAUGGAAGCGUACUCAAACCUAAAGAAGUGCAUAACAGAUAACCAUGACAGCGCCGUAUUUUGCUUGGCGUCGGUCAUCACUACGGCCUUGUGCUCGCUCAGCAAGCGUUGUCUCAUCAUGGAAAACACAGCCAGAGUUGCUGGUGACCGUCUGUCUGACCUGACCUCCCGUGAUGGGGACUGGUUCCUUGAGGAGCUAUGCUCCAUGAGUGGCAAUGUAACACAGCUGUUGUCCCUUUUGCGGGACCAUCCAGUGGAAACCGAGCCGGACAAGCAGUUGCUAGUGUAUAAAAUGGCAGAUGCGAUGAAAGCUGUUGUCGCUGUACAUAAAGUCUUCGUAGCUCUGCAGGAGUUGAUGACCAACUUCCGCAGCAUCAUUGUACCAGAGGCAAUCAAGGGCUUAUUGUUGGAGGAGCCGAGUGUGCUUCAAAUGGUGGAGAACCUGCAGAACUUGGUCAGCAGAGAAGACGUGAAGCUGCUAGGCGAGGCCUUGGAUAGCGAACUCAAAGGGAAAGGGACUGGUAACCCUCAGGGAUUCGACGAAAGCGUAUCUCAGUUGCAGCAGCAGUUUGAUAGCAUCCUACAGAAUGGAGGAAGCAAUGGCGAUGAGUCCAGUAAGAUGACCGCAGGACAGAUGCUCCUGACUGGGUUCAACGGGUUGUUUACCAAGGUUGAAAGUGAGCUAACCGUCAUGGCGGCAGCAAUGAGCAAGAUCAACAGCGCUACAGGCGAUCUGACGUGUGACGUCAUCCAGGACGCCUGCAAACUGCAGAAUGAGAGUAGCAGUGAGAUGGACCAUGUGUGUAGCAAGCUGUUUUUUGUCAAGAGGCUGGUUGUCAUGACAUCGUUUUUCAGCGCCUCCAAAUGUCUUGCAGAGAACCUAAAAGCGAGAGAAAGCAGAAUAUCGAACCCAUCCAAGAAUGUGUCGACCCCCGAGAUUCCCAUGGGUGUGUCUGCUGAUGCGGCAAGCGUAGCCGACAAUCCUCUGAGCGAAACGCCAUACGUUUGGGACGCGGAAAAGUGCUUCAGCGAGGACGAUUUGGCUGUCAACAUCAGACACUUCAUUGCAGACACUGUACAGAGAAGGAUACUGGGUAUUCCCUCUCAUGCUCUAGGAGCUGUGGUGCUCACGUACGCGCAGGUGCUGGGGACUGGGGACGAGCUUAGCGAGCAGGGCGACACUAUCGCUCUUGAAAACGCGUGUAAAAAGAUCGUGGAUGCGAACAUCAAGAAGGGUCUGUUCAAGCAUAAGCAGCUGUCUCACGUCGGCUCACUGACCAGUGCCUACGACGUGGCUUGGAGAAAGCACGACUUUGCCAGGCGCCUCGAUAACAAUGUCAACUUGUACAAGGGUGUGGUUCAGAGGGCACAACUCCAACUUGCGAGGUUCCAGUGGCUGUACGAGGAGGAUUUGUUGCGCUGCCCGAUGCGUGGUAACAACAUGAUCAGUCCUGCCAGGGGUGCCAUCAUGGCAGACAUGAGAAAGCGAGUGCAGGCUCUAGCACAGAUCGAGCCGGCAGUGAAAGCCGUUGAAGACAAGAUAAUCGCCCAACAGUCCAGUAUUGAACAAAGGCUCAAAUGGGCUGCAGGCGCCAACCCUGGGCUCAACUCCGUGCUCAAGGACUUUGAGAAGACCGUCAGCGAUCGUAAGCAGCUGUUACAAACGGAGACCAAGUACUCAUCGGACGUGUGCAGCCUGUCAAACGCCCUGAUUCACUUCGAGCUGCUGCGCGGCCACUCGUCAGAAGCCAUCUCUUUGGACAACACCCUUACUGCACUGGUCAAAAUGUGUCAAGAGAGCUCUGCGCAACUGGAGAAAUCCUUUAGCAUCCUGAAGACUGUGUCCAAUGUGACGUCACUCAUGCAGAUCACGUGCCCGCCCGAUGCACCAAUAACGCUCGAGUGGAUGAAAUCGAUGCUGGAAUCCGUCGGCAAGGACAUCUCGUCGCACAAAUCCAGGAAAAGUCAAGCAGUAAACAACGUGGCAGGCAAACGGGAUGUGUUGAAGUCCUUCACCAACAAUCUUCGCGCAGUGAUUGUCUCGCACCAGCAGCUUGUGGGUGACGUGAAAGCCUUACUAACCACCAUGGCGAAGGACGAGGAGGCAGAGGAGUCUAAGGCAGCCAAGGUCUUCAUCUCUACCUACAACAGACUGUCAGAGGAGUGCGCGCAGCUCAUCAAGAGCGUGCAUAAUGUCUGCAGCGGCAAGCUGGACGGAAGUGACGUCAAGAAUGAUCGGAAUGGUGGGUUUGAGGACUGCGUGACGGAACUACGAGUCAUGACGGAGUCCAUGGUUAUUCUCAUCCAGUGGGUGCACGACCACCUUGUGUCGCUGGCCUCGCCGCUCAUGUCAGAAGAUCAGUCCUCUAAUGGCGGCAAGACGCCCAUUCCUGCUCCCCCUCCCACCUUUGCCUCAGCAUUACGACAGGGCGGUGGCAGCAGUGCUGUGAGUAUCGGCAACAGUCUGAAGAGUCUGCCCGAGAGCUCCAUGAGUCCUCACCACCACCCUACCAUCCUACAGCGCGAGUAUGGCCACAGUCCGGCUAACGGCGCCGCCUCGCCCUCCACCAGGCCUUCUACUGCAUCAGCUGCAAGCCCUCGGAAGACUUCAGUCUCACUGGCACGGGACCCUAAAACUGGGAAAGCUGUACAGCAGCGCAACACGUACGCGAUCAGCGUGUGGCGUCGUGUCAAGGCCAAGCUUGAAGGCAGAGACUUGGACCCCACAAAGAGAAUGUCUGUUACAGACCAGGUUGACUUAGUGAUCCGUGAGUCGACCAGUCUGGACAAUCUCUGCCAGAUGUACGAAGGCUGGACUGCUUGGGUGUAGCUCAUCACGCGAGGCGUGCUUCACGUGUAACCUAGCAACCACUGCUGCACACAUUGGCCACCAUGGCAACAGUGACCAUGGUGAAGGUGACACCUUCAGUUGCCAAGGCAGCGAGUUCACAUUGCAGCAGCGUCAUGGCCCAGUAUCGCAUUAUGUGCGUAGGCCAUUAAUGUUGAUAUCAUAUCUGCUAGAGCUGUAAUUGUGGAUAAAUUGGAUGUGUUUGGUGACUAAGUUAAGCUCUGUAAGUUGUUGGAUUCUCUACAAAUUUUUUUUGUUUAUUUAACCAGCAAAGUGCGCUUUUUUAACAUCACAAUUCAAAACCAUGUCAUUCAAAUGUUUUAAUGGCACUUUUUUUUUUCCUCGUCUUCUACCAGUUAUUAGUUCUAAUUGAAAAGCAGUUAUAUUUUUAGUUCUCUCUUUUUAUCAGAAAUUUUAAUCUGCCUCACUAUAUUUUCACCUAACUUAAUUUGUGAAAAUCCACAUCUUAGUUGUUGCCAAACUGGUGUUAGCGUAGAAACUAAACAUCUAAACACCACCAUCCAACCAAAAGGAGAUAAAAGAGAGGAGGUGAUACGCUAUGGAAUAUAGCAGUUAGAAGAAGAAAACAGUUGCUGCAGUUGUCUAGAGCUAAACAAAUUCUGCAGUUAAGACCUCAAUGGUAUUAGCAUACUCUUGUGUUGGUACAGAUUCAGAAAGUCAAAGAAUGCCAGUCCACAUUGACAUUGUAAUUGCAAGGACAUUGUGAUGAGGUGCAUUAUUAGAAAAUCAAUAAGUGGAAUGUAUGUCGUCAGAAAGUAGAUUGUUGAAAAGUUCAUUCUGUUAGUUGUUGGAAAGUAGAUCAUUGGAAUGUUCAUUGCUGGAAAAACGUGAUUAGAAUGUUUAUUAUUAGAAAGUUGAUUGUUGGGAUGUUCAUUAUUGAAAUGAAUGUUCAUUGUUGGGAGUAGAUGGUUCGAAUGUUCAUUGUUGGAAAGUUAAUUCUUGGAUUGUUCAUUGUCGAAACCUGGUUUAAUCUAGUUUGUUGGAAUGUUUAUUGAUGGAAAGUGGAUUGUUGGAAUGGUAAUUUAUGGAAAGUGAAUUGCUGGAAUGGUCAUUGAUGGAAAGUGGAUUGUUGGAAUGGUAAUUGAUGGAAGUGUGCUGUUGGAAAGUUCAUUGAUGGAAAGGGGAUUGUUGGAAUGUUCAUUGAUGGAAAGUGGACUGUUGGAAUGGUCAAUGAUGGAAAGUGGAUUGUUGGAUGUUUAUUGUAAUUGGGCUGUUUAUUGAUAUUAUUGUUUAAAAGUGCAUGUUGGAGUAGUUGUUCAUGGAAAGUAGAUUGUUGGAAUGGUAAUUGGUGGAAGGUGGAUUGCUAGAAUGGUCAUUGAUGGAAAGUGGAUUGUUGGAAUGGUCACUGAUGGACAGUGGAUUGCUGAAAUGGUCACUGAUGGAAAGUGGAUUGUUGGAAUGCUCAUUGAUGGAAGUGUACUGUUGGAAAGUUCAUUGAUGGAAAGUGGAUUUUUGGAAUGUUAAUUGAUGGAAAGUGGAUUGUUGGAAUGGUCAUUGAUGGAAAGUGGAUUGUUGGAAUGUUCAUUGAUAGAAAAAGGAUUGUUGGAAUGUUCAUUGAUGGAAAGUGGAUUGUUGGAGAUUUGGGAAGUAAGCUUUUGUCAGAUAGUUUGUUUUACCCUAGUACCUUCACAUCAAGCUGUAAGAGUGUAAAGCUCUGAGACAUGAGCAAGUAUUUCCACCAUCAAGUAACAGCAACCGUACUCGGCACAAUCUGGAGUAAAAGUGUAUUGACAGUACACACAUCACAGGAAAUAAGAUCUUCCCCAUAUCAUGUACCAAAGGGUGCUUGAACUGAAAUCCUGAAAGUACCCUUACCAUUUGCAGUGAUAAGGAGGCAUAACUUAGGCUGUUUUGUUAUCAUAGCACAAGACGUUUUACAUUUUUAACUCAUAGGUAAGCAGUAACCACCCUUUAAUUAUUUCUCACAUUCAAUCAAGAUAAUUCCUUAACAUGGUUUUGUGCAAGUGAAUGCAGCAGACGUAUGUUUGGUGACAUAGCUGUAGGCAGGUUUCCAUUUUUAAAAAUACACCUCCCCAAUUACCCCCAAUUCUCAUAUGGAUUCUUUUCAAUUUAAGAUCCAUUUUAUGUCCCUCCUAAUCACUUGCAAUGGCGUUGGGUUUCUUCAUAAUGGAUUUCAUUAUCUUAUUACAUCAUUUACCUGUAGUAUUGUAGUCAUCGUAGUAUUGUAGAAACAAAGUUUGUUUUGGUUUAAAAGAAAUGCAUGUUAAACUGAGUUGUGAGAACUAGACAACAGAUAAAUUGCCAACAUGAAAAGAUUAGAUCAAAGCUCAUCAAGAACAGGUUUCAACAGUUCUCUUCCUGAUGAGUCUGCUGCAUUGUCACCAGUUUACUUCCGGUUGAUUACUUUUAAGAUGAUUUUUAACAGAAAACAAUUCUAAAAGAAGUGUGUCUAUUGGAAGUUUCUUUGAGGAUGUGAUUGAUAAUUUAGAGCUGAUAUCCUGUUAAAUAGUGUGGAUUCUAAUAGAUUCUUUUGUCUCUUAAUGGUUGAGGUUUCCCUCCGGAAGUAAACUGGUAACUUUGUAACUUUGUUCAUGGUUAUUUUAUAUUAAUUUUAAGUUUUUUUUUUCAUGCAAAUACUACUAGGGUUUUGCUUGACCAAAGUUCUGAGUAUUGUUUACUUAAUUUCCUCAUCCUAGUAUAACUCUAGUUUCAUGUACUUUUGAAUAAGUGUAUAUCUUUUUUCUGUUAUUGUAAUUACAUUAUUAAUUGUUUAAAGUUGAAAAA
Molecule: messenger RNA, 13944 nt
Organism: Nematostella vectensis (starlet sea anemone)
Lineage: Eukaryota; Metazoa; Cnidaria; Anthozoa; Actiniaria; Edwardsiidae
Product: serine/threonine-protein kinase SMG1
Exons: 76
Coding region: 1-11160 (3719 amino acids)
Biological process (GO): nuclear-transcribed mRNA catabolic process, nonsense-mediated decay; phosphorylation
Cellular component (GO): nucleus
Molecular function (GO): protein binding; protein serine/threonine kinase activity
Source: RefSeq, a predicted model, not a curated record